AAGGAUUGACUCCGAAAACCAGGGGGUUAGCCUGAUCGACAAAAAUUUGUGCGAAGUGCUUUUAGUGUUGUGUCUUGUGCCAUACCAAAAAAUUGGAUAAUUAAAAAUGCCACCACAAGAAAUUUUACCGGAAAUCGGAAAGGAACCUAAAUCCACGGAUUCCAGCUGCAACGGUUUAGAAUUGGUGUCUAAAAAUGGGUAUACAAAUACUGGAUUUAUCGGAGAAGACGCUAAGAAUGACAAGAAUACAGAAGCAAUAAAAAAAGAUGAUAAAAAUGAUGAAUCGUUUGAGUUUGAUGAUCUUUUGCCACACAUUGGCGAGUUUGGGAUUUAUCAGAAGAUUCUUUUCUUGCUGAUGAUUCCGUUUGCGUUUUUUGUGGCCUGGGUCUACUUUUCGCAAAUUUUUAUAACCCUUAUUCCUGAACAACACUGGUGCUGGGUACCAGAACUUGCCAAUUUAACAAUUGAAGAAAGGAUAGCACUUGCCAUACCUACAGGAAAAGAUGGCCCUGAUAGAUGUCAUAUGUAUGAUGUAAACUACAAGGAAAUUUUAAUAAAUGGUACCACAAAACCUAACGAAAAAUGGUCCAUCAUCCCUUGUAGAAGUGGGUGGGAAUAUAAUAUGACUGAAGUGCCAUAUUCAUCGAUUGCCACUGAACAAAACUGGGUUUGCGAAAAUUCCGCGCUUCCUCACACGGCUCAAUCGAUCUUCUUCUGCGGUGCUAUAUUAGGUGGACUGGUGUUCGGGUGGAUCGCCGACCGUAUGGGCAGAAUUCCGGCCCUCGUCGGCACAAACAUUGCCGGACUAAUUGGAGGCAUCGCAACCGCUUUUUGCACGUCCUUUUGGUCUUUCUGCGUAUGUCGCUUUCUGGUCGGAAUGGCAUUCGAUAAUUGUUUUACUAUGAUGUAUAUUUUGGUGCUGGAAUACGUGGGUCCUAAAUGGAGAACGUUUGUUGCCAACAUGUCUAUAGCGAUAUUUUUCACGUUCGCUGCUUCCAUAUUGCCAUGGAUUGCCUACUAUUUGGCAGACUGGAAGAUGCUCUGUUACGUAACGUCUGCUCCUUUGGCAUUAGCCAUUUUCACUCCUUGGGUUAUUCCCGAAUCUGCUAGAUGGUUAGUCUCCCAAGGAAAAUUCGAAAAAGCCAUUGGAAUCCUUAAGAAAUUUGAAAGAAUUAACAAAACUAACGUAGGAGAAGAAGUUUAUGGAAAAUUUAAAGCAACUUGCAUUAAAGCUCAAAAAGAAGAAGAAAUGGAAAAAAACUACACCGUAUUAGACCUUUUUAAAACACCUCGUUUAAGGAAGAUCACAAUAAUUCUUAUCUUACUCUGGAUGGCAAUUUCUUUGGUAUUUGAUGGUCACGUCCGUAACGUUGGUACUCUUGGUUUGGACAUAUUUUUGACAUUUACUAUCGCUAGUGCCACUGAAUUUCCAGCCGACACAUUUCUUACCAUGGUUUUGGACGUAUGGGGCAGAAGAUGGUUAGCUUGCGGUUCCAUGGUUAUCAGUGGCGUUUUUAGUUUGUUGGCUACAGUAGUACCAUUAGGCAUUCCUUCUGCUACUCUGGCUAUCUUGGGCAGAUUUGCCGUAAAUAUUUCAUACAAUAUUGGACUUCAGUAUGCCGCUGAACUCCUUCCUACUGUUGUCCGAGCUCAGGGUGUUGCAUUAAUUCACAUUAUGGGAUACGUAUCCAGUAUUUUGGCUCCAUUUGUUGUUUAUUUGGCUAAUAUUUCUGUAUCCUUGCCAUUGUUGAUAUUAGGAGUUCUAGGUAUCCUAGGAGGUAUUUUAGCUCUUUUUCUGCCGGAAACUUUAGAUCAGGAACUUCCACAGACAUUACAAGAUGGCGAGAACUUCGGACUAGGACAAAAGAUUUGGGACUUCCCUUGUAUUAAAAAACAUGACGAUGAAGAAAACAAAACAGAACUCAAAGAAGAAUUUAGGAGGACUACAUCGAUAAGAGGUUCAAUGAGGGGGUCGUUUAGGGGUGAAAUCAGAUCAAGCAUAAUAAAUAGAGGUUCCAUAAGAUCUAGAAAAUCUAUUGCAGUUCCUGAAAACGAAGUUGUUUAAAAAUAUUAGGUUAGUACGACGAGAAAAAAGUUAUUUGAUUUUAAACUCAGUUUUAUUGUAUACCUACGUAUUAUAAAUUUUGCCAUAUUACAAAGAUUCUUUCUGAGGUCGUCUGUUUAAAUUUGCUGUGAUCUAAUGUUUGCAUUGGAUGGGAUGGCCAGCCAUCUGUUUAU
This is a messenger RNA of Brassicogethes aeneus, 2238 nucleotides long. The record is from the annotation of a GenBank genome assembly. NCBI's taxonomy places the organism in Eukaryota, Metazoa, Arthropoda, Insecta, Coleoptera, Nitidulidae.